Loxodonta africana (African savanna elephant) is the source of this 5967-nucleotide messenger RNA. It is a transcript of the gene FOXK2, whose product is annotated as forkhead box K2. The coding region runs from base 1 to 1977 and encodes 658 amino acids. Gene Ontology annotation, biological process: regulation of transcription by RNA polymerase II. Gene Ontology annotation, molecular function: DNA-binding transcription factor activity, RNA polymerase II-specific; RNA polymerase II cis-regulatory region sequence-specific DNA binding; protein binding. The transcript is spliced from 9 exons. NCBI's taxonomy places the organism in Eukaryota, Metazoa, Chordata, Mammalia, Proboscidea, Elephantidae. The record is from RefSeq and is a predicted model, not a curated record.
AUGGCGGCGGCCGCGGCGGCGCUGUCGGGCUCGGGCCCCCCGCCCGCGGGCGGCGGCGGGGCCGGGGGCGGCGGGUCCCCGCCGGGCGGCUGGGCCGUGGCGCGGCUGGAGGGCCGCGAGUUCGAGUACCUGAUGAAGAAGCGCUCGGUGACCAUCGGGCGCAACUCGUCGCAGGGCUCGGUGGACGUGAGCAUGGGCCACUCGAGCUUCAUCUCCCGACGCCACCUCGAGAUCUUCACGCCCCCGGGCGGCGGCGGCGGCGGCCAUGGCGGGGUCCCGGAGCCGCCCGCGCAGCCGAGGCCCGACGCCGGCGCCGGCGGCGACUUCUACUUACGCUGCCUCGGCAAGAACGGCGUGUUCGUGGACGGCGUGUUCCAGAGGCGCGGGGCGCCGCCGCUGCAGCUGCCGCGCGUAUGCACGUUCCGCUUUCCCAGCACAAACAUCAAGAUAACAUUCACCGCCCUGUCCAGCGAGAGGAGGGAGAAGCAGGAGGCACCCGAGUCCCCAGUGAAGCCCGUGCAGCCCCAGAUCUCGCCUCUGACCAUCAACAUUCCAGACUCCAUGGCCCACCUGAUCAGCCCCCUGCCUUCCCCGACGGGCACCAUCAGCGCUGCAAACUCCUGCCCAUCCAGCCCCCGUGGGGCAGGGUCUUCGGGGUACAAAGUGGGCCGUGUGAUACCAUCUGACCUCAAUUUAAUGGCUGACAACUCACAGCCAGAAAAUGAGAAGGAAGCCUCAGGUGGAGACAGCCCGAAGGAUGAUUCAAAGCCACCUUAUUCCUAUGCACAAUUAAUAGUACAAGCGAUUACCAUGGCUCCUGAUAAGCAGCUCACCCUAAACGGAAUCUAUACGCACAUCACUAAAAACUACCCCUACUACAGGACCGCAGACAAGGGCUGGCAGAAUUCAAUUCGCCACAAUCUCUCUCUGAAUCGUUAUUUCAUCAAAGUACCACGUUCCCAGGAAGAACCGGGCAAAGGCUCGUUCUGGAGGAUAGACCCUGCCUCUGAGAGCAAGUUAAUAGAGCAGGCUUUUAGGAAAAGACGGCCUAGGGGCGUGCCUUGCUUUAGAACCCCUCUGGGACCGCUCUCUUCUAGAAGUGCCCCCGCCUCACCCAACCAUGCGGGAGUGCUGUCUGCUCACUCCAGUGGCGCGCAGACCCCCGAGAGCCUGUCCCGGGAAGGUUCACCGGCCCCUCUGGAGCCGGAGCCAGGAGCUGCACAGCCCAAGCUGGCCGUCAUCCAGGAGGCGCGGUUUGCCCAGAGCGCACCAGGUUCUCCUCUGUCCAGUCAGCCAGUUCUGAUAACUGUGCAGCGGCAGCUACCACAGACGAUUAAACCUGUCGCCUACACGGUGGCCACGCCUGUGACGACCUCAACCUCCCAGCAGCCCGUCAUGCAGACGGUCCACGUGGUCCACCAGAUCCCUGCGGGGGCGGUCACCAGUGUAACCGGGUUGGCACCAGCAAACACUUAUGCAGUUGCUGGAGCAGCAGUGGUCACCCAGGCAGCCAUGGUGACCCCUCCCAAGGUGGAGCCACAGGAGAACGGAGAUCACAGAGAAGUGAGAGUGAAAGUGGAGCCUCUCCCUGCAAUUGGCCAUCCCCCUCUGGGGGCCACCAGCCGGGUCAUCCAGACGUCCCCACCCACCCCUGUCCAGACGGUCACCAUAGUACAGCAGGCACCUCUAGGCCAACACCAGCUACCAGUAAAAACUGUAACUCAAAACGGGACUCACGUGGUCCCGGUCACUGCUGCAGUCCACGGACAGGUGAACAACGCAGCUGCAAGCCCCUUACACAUGCUGGCGACCCACGCGUCAGCGUCUGCGUCCCUGCCUACAAAGCGCCAGAAUGGCGAGCCACCAGAGCAGCCGGAGCUGAAGCGGAUCAAGACGGAGGACGGAGAGAGCAUCGUCAUCGCCGUGAGUGUGGACACGCCACCUGCAGCUGUGCGGGAGAAGGGCGUCCAGAACUAGGCACACAUUCCUCCUUCGCAAAGUGUCAACUGUGGUGCCAAAAGGAGGCGCGUUUGCCCCUCGCGUCGGAUGUCCCCACUCAGUGGUAAAGGGCCCUGUGGUUGGACUUCACCCCUCAGCACUGAAAACGCAAACCCGGGUGGCCUUAAGACUCCUUAAUUUAAAAACAAAAAUCACACUUGAAAAAAACCACACACAGGAAAACCUUGAUCCAGAGGCCAUGGCCUCCUUCCCUGCCGAACCUCGUCGGCCGCAGCACUUAGGGUCACCCUCCAGGCCUCGCUUCAGGACCGAGCUUCUCCAGGACGGUGGCACGUGGCUCACAGGACCCAGCCCUCCGCACAGGGACAAAGGCAGGCUGCCGCCCCCUACCCGCCACCCAUGUGAGCUGCCGUGGCAGGCGCUGGUAGACAGUAUUUUGUUCACACGUGGAAUUAGAAUAUUUUGAGGUGUACUUUCUUUCUUUACAAAAUAACGGGGUCAUUGACAUUUCAAAUCACUCCAUUUCUACUCUGGAAAUUUUGGAAUCACAGUACUUUUCGUGUGAAAUUUCACUUGGGGAAAAAGAAAUAAUGCGGUUUUUGUUGUUUGUUUUCAGCCUAUGGAAUGACUUCCUCUUGUCUGUCCUGUUAGAGUUCAGAUGACGCGACUCCGUGGUAGCUGCAGAUUGUCCGUGUCAGGGCGGCAGCCUGACAAACUGACCCACCUCUCUCUGUGUGUGGUGACCCAAUGCUACCGGGCUGCACGUGACGACGAACCGCAGAGUCAGGGGCAUGUGGCCAAUGGGUAGAGAACUGCUGAAACUCGCCAGAGCUGCACUUAACCUGUUUCUUUCUUGCUACUUUUUGUUGUUUGUUUCUUUGUGUUGACUUUGUCCCUGGUAUAAUUUUCUGCUCUGAGUAAAACAAGUCUCGCCAAGUAUUGUAUUAUGUUUAAAGCUACGGAACUGUUAUCACUUCAUUUGGGGGAAAAGAUCCAAUCUUUUAUCACACACCCUUUUCAAACAAAGAUCAAAGAUCUCUUGUGACAUAGUCAAUAUUUUAGGUGUCACCACCUGGCUUUAGAACUGUCUGACAGCUCGUCCCCACUCCCUGUGCAGCAGUGGACAGAGCUGCAUGUUCAUGGAGCCCCUUGGAAGCAGGCAUCCUGCAGUCAGCGUUUGGAACGUGGAGGUUGUUUUCUGAUUCGCAAUAGGAAACCCCUGGUCCUUUCAGAACUGCAUCCGAUACUGAGGCUGUCUUCUCUCCUACUGAAGAAGAGCACGUGGAAAGGAAACAAAGGUGAGAAUGAGAAGUGGAAGGCCCGGCAUGCCUCAGCACAUCCCCAGGAAGAGACCACUCGUGCACUGGGGGUCAGGGCUGAACAGCCGUGCACAAAGAAAGGGCUUUGGCCUUAUUGUGAAUUUUUUAAUGUCAUCAUCAUAACCUUAUUUAUUUAAAUGUAGUUAUUUUGGUAUUUAAUUUUUUUUAAAGAGGAAAAAACCUGUAUUUUCCUGGUGGAAUGAAACAGCUCAGAAUGGUAUAUUCAGGCAAUUUUAAACGUUUAUUAUUCACCUACAGACCAAAUAAGAUAAAUCUGUUCUAAGUAUUUUGUGUUGAUCCACAGCAUGGAGCUGUCACAGUGUUCCUGCAGAUGUGCAUAUUAAAGAUUAUGAGAUCCCACACACUAGCUGGAUUUAUAACUCAGCCAUGUGAAAAAUAAAGAGAGACCAUCGUGUGAACACGGCCGUCUGUGUGACCGUAGCAAAACCCGAGCCUGCAGCAUGCUGGGGGCUCAUGCUUCCAGGUGCUUCACAGAUACCUUGGAAUGCAUAAUUUUGUUUUCUUGUUCAGAAAGUUGGCAAUUUGCAAAAUAACUUGGAUUUCCCUGUGUCCUGUGUGGGGUUGGGUCCCUCCAGAGCCAGCACAGAAGGAACAGUCCUGUGCUCACGUCCUCUGGCAGGGGACCAGCCUGGGAACUUUAGGCAGGUGAGUGGACAAAGCACCUUCUGGAGCCGUCUCUAAGGGCAUCCAGAAAGUCUCAGGAUGGAUUUGCCAUGCAUUGGCGCAGUCCAGAAAGUGGGUGAUUGUGAGCCCAAAAAAAGACUUUCUGGGGCUGGAGGGAUUAGUGUCAGGAUUACAUGCAAGAGAGUUGCCCAGUUCUCAGGUUUUAUAAAGGGAAAAGCACGAGUUGUUUUGCUAGAAGGGCAGCAUUCUAAAUCGUCAACUCAGACUAAAAGGUAUGCCUUUUUCAGGUGUGAGGGUGUUCUUUCCUGUUUCCCUCUGGAUGCCAUAUUUAGUUAGCUUGUUCAUUGCACUUAGGGAUUUAAGAAUAUCAAAGAGAGGGCAGAAAGAAAACCAUAGAUUAGCAAACUACCAUACCCCAGUUUUUCUUCCCAGCCUUUAAGGCAUUUUUUGAAGUUGGGGUUGAGCUCCGAAUUCCCAAGACCCCUCAGCACACCCAGGAUUACGGAACUCCUUCAGGAUGCAGCUGCCAGGCGCUUUCGGGGCUACCACGUCACCAUCCCGUCUUACUCUUUAGUCUCUUAACCCAGAUACGUGCACAGUGCGCUCCCAGCUAGCCACUUGAGAUCCUAAAUGUUCCUUUUCAAGAAGUCUCUGUUUUGACCUUUGCCAAACGUCUGAGCUCCCUCAGGGAAUAGAAACUUAAUUUCAACAGCUUUGGCCAGAACCAAACGGUAAUACAAAAGGGAAACUCACGUAGAAUCCAAAUUAUGUGUUGCAUUCCAAAGCGUCCACGGGAUGAUUUCUGGGUUGAUCUUCCUUUUGCUUCAGUAGAGCAUGUGCGUGGACAGUCGAGCUCUUUUAAUAUACCACCCACUUCCGUCAUUGUCCUCUGCUAGUGUAACAGAGUAGUCAGUAGUUAUGGUCAGAAGGGGGGUGGGGUGGGGGCGGUGUCAGGACUUGGGAUUUCUAUGCUGUGUGACACAGGAUAUAAGUAACAAUCUUAAAGUCCAGACUUACACUAUUCUAGAAAAUAUAGUGGUGAUUUGUGUGCAAAGAUUUGAAAUUUUAACAGAAAAGUACCAAGUUCCUGAAAUUCAAUAAAAUAUUUUUAUUAAUUUUAAUUGAAUACAGAGUAUCAUUCUCAUUUUGGUAAGUAUAAAUUUCAGCUGGCAUUUCUUUUUUGCUUUUUAACUUUAUGCCCUCUCUGAGCACACCAAAGGUCUAGAGGAUUGGGGAGAAAUUUCCCAAGGAGCAGCUUUUGAUUACUAGUAUAAAGGUUCUGCUAAUAGUCCAGGGUUUGCAUGUGAAAAGGGCAGAGUCAUGGGCAGUGCUGACAUUCUUGCUGAUUUUAUCUGUGGCGCUGGAGUUUUAAAGCUUAUUUUGAAGUUGUGGUUGUUACUGCCAUUUCUUCUGAAGACUUGCCCUUCAACCUUAAGGAUCAAGAUCAUUGCAAAUAAUUAGAUGUAUUCUCCCACGAGAUGAAAAAGAGUAUCUUCCAGAGGUCCAUGGGUGUUCAAGUUCAUACACCAUAACACUGUAAUCAUCUCACUACUAGAAAGUCUAUGGUAUGGAUUGUCGAUGUGCUAUAGCUUGCCGAAACAUUAUCAGAGGGAAGGAGCAGUACUGAAAAUAAGGACGUGAAGGCCCCUUUGGGCGCGAAAGAGUUCUUAAGUGGAGGUUCCGUACACUGAUGGCCUAAUUUAAAAACAGUUCAUAUUAGCAUAAAGAACUGCUCAUCAUAUAUGAGACUGUAUAUCCUCAUACAAAAGGAAGCAGUCAUUCACAGUUUUUUUUUUUUUUCAGAUCAUAUAUGAGACUAUAUCCUCUUAAAAAAGGAAGCAGGCAUUCACAGUUUUUUGGUUUUUUUUCAGAUCUGUUAUAUUAAUAGAUACUUUGAAAUGCAUGCCCCCUUUCUCUCAGGAAAAUCUGUUAACCUUUUAGGUUCGCCUUGUUGAAGGUAAAUGGAGUCAAAGAAGAGGUGACAGCUAUUCUAGAACAUAACCUAGCUUUAUUUAAAAAAAAAAAAAAAAAGUUGAAGGAAGGA